This is a messenger RNA of Diuraphis noxia (Russian wheat aphid), 1527 nucleotides long. RefSeq lists its product as uncharacterized. The record is from RefSeq and is a predicted model, not a curated record. NCBI's taxonomy places the organism in Eukaryota, Metazoa, Arthropoda, Insecta, Hemiptera, Aphididae.
ACGUACAUAUUAUAUGCACAUUAUGUUAAAGCAUUUUACGAUUUUAAACUUGGAAACUCUACAAUGCUAUUAACAUUAUUGUAUCGGAAGAACAAGAAACAACUGCAGCAAGAUCGACCGGCGUCCGUUCGCCGUCAACAGUCUUUGGGGCGUCUACAGCACUGGUACAGCCACAAACCGGUGGUAACUGUCGAUCAGUUGCACAAGUACCGGCGGAAGGAGUUUGGUACCGGACCUGACGGGGUYGUAGCGCCGCUACCGCAGCCUCCGAUCAGUUUGUCGGCCAGCCCGUCGUUUGACACCGAAUACAGGUGUAGUUUCGAACCACCAUACCGUACAGCCGAGGAAAUGAGUAACAACAGGAGGCACGCAGCAGUGCCCAAAGAUGAGCUGCAGGUGGAAGGUGAAGCCGAGUUCACCGCCGAGUACGCCGAACGAUACCAGGACGUGCCCAGGGAGCGCAAUUUGGCCGGCCGACAGGGAAGUCACAUUGGACGGUUUGUGUGCGCAGACGAACCGGCACCGGAAGGCGUUGGCGCCCGGUCCGAACAGCACGACCAGUAUGUGCCACAUCCGGACGGCCGGCGGGCAGACAACCUACGACCAGGCACCGGGCUGAGGAUGGACGAAGGGCCGAUGGAUGGUGAGACAGAGCAGAUGGCCAACUAUCGCAAGUAUCCGGUCACGCCACAUCCGGACGUCACCGAACAAGACCAGACCGAAGAGAUCGUGCCGAAGAAAUCCAGUAGUCCAACCACAAGACGGCGGUCGUUCGACGAGAGUAUGAAGGAAAUGGUUCUGACACGGGACAGCGGCAUGUUGCUUCGGCCCGCACGAUUCUUCGUCGGUGGACCGCCCCGAACCGAACGUUCCAGACGCUUUAUAAAAAAACCGGCAUUCCGUUUGGAAGUAGUGGAUUGCACAGCUAGUGGUGACGCAAAGAAGGUCGAUCGGACGGAUUCGUUUGUGGUGCUCCUGGAUAACGACGAAUCGCCACAUCUGUCUGGAAACGGCAUCAKUGGCGGCAAUAGAUGGGUGAAGAGGAGACAGCGUAAAAUGGGCACCGUACGUUUUUUUGACGACAGACUAUCUCGAUUGCCGGCCACUGACAAUGGAAAAACCAUACAGUAAACGCGAUGAUCAUAAUAUUGUUACCUAUAUUAUUCUACCCGUUUAAACUCACAAUCUUCGUCCGCUUCCGAUCACCCGAAAGAUAAAUUUUUGCAAAUAUACCCGUAGUACCUUAUUAAAAUGUCCAAUUAUUAUUACUUAAGGCGAUCGUACAUAAUAUGUAUAGUCGUACAUAACAUUAUUUUUGUGAYGAUAUAAUAUUAUACAAUAAUGUAGCCACGGCAAAUCGUAUCACACGAAAUCGUUUACUGUUAUUUCGGGUUAUUUUGUAAUAUUAUACCGUAAUUAAGUUAUAGAUACUACUUAGACUGCGAUUUUAUGCCGAUUUUCCUGAUAAUUUAUUUUUAAAUAAAAGUCUGCCCAAAACUAUCCGUCUUUAUUUUAUUUUAUAGACAU